Amphibalanus amphitrite is the source of this 1484-nucleotide messenger RNA. Its product is annotated as keratin-associated protein 6-2-like. The record is from RefSeq and is a predicted model, not a curated record. The transcript is spliced from 2 exons. Bases 915 to 1247 code for a protein of 110 amino acids. NCBI's taxonomy places the organism in Eukaryota, Metazoa, Arthropoda, Thecostraca, Balanomorpha, Balanidae.
UCUCGUCUUUCCUACCAGGUUCUAGCUCAUCUGGAGGCGAAAAGGCGACGGAACACACCGGCCUCUAUCACCGUCGGCCGAGUUGUAUAGAGAAGCACCAAUAGGACCGGAAGGGUGAGGUUGUCGAUUUUUGAAAAAUAUCACUCAGAAUCGGUUAUUGAGCGUAAGCAGUGAAUGACACUAACUAAAAGUUGACAAAUGUCUGACAAUCAUCUGGAAAACCAACAGACUAUUUCCCGGAUACGCCCUGUUAGGGACCUAAUCGCCGUGCCGCCGCGAGUUAGACGGUCGGCUGAUCUCGUUGGCAAACGGACGACUGCACAGUUAACAUGCUGAACAUUGCACAUUGCACCAGACAAAUGGAUUUGAGCAAUUGGCUCUCAUGUCGGCACUUUGUCAUGAGGUGGCUGCGAUACCACGAGCACCAGCCAUGACGAGGGGCUCACACUGUUCAGAGCGUCCGAUGGACAGGUCCAAUGUCCAUUGACACCACGGUGAUACGAUGGUCGUUUGGACACCUGGGCGCUCGAUGACCUUAUCGAUACCUAGUAUCACGGAAACUUUAUUUGCCCAUCAUCGAUACCACGACGAUUCCGAUGGACCCAUUGACAUCGAGAUAGGAUGGAUUGUCAUCUUGUCAUCCUGCAAUACACAAUAGACAUGGCGCACAAGUCCCUUCGGAAGGCCAUGGAUUCAGAAAAAGUAUUUCCAAGGCCACCUAAACCCACAGCCACCGCUCCCGCCCAGCUCCGACCCGCCCGUCCACAGGGUCGGCUAGGGGGAGGGGGGGGGGACCGACACACCGCGGUCACCACCGUGACACCCCGAGUGCCAUAUAAGCGGGGGUCGGCCGUCUGGAGGCACCACUGUUCUGCAGCACCGCCGGAGACUCCCUCCCACACGGCUCAGUCGAGAUGAACGCCAGGAUUCUGCUUGUGCUGUGUGCCCUGGUGGCCGCAGUUUCCGCCUCCGGCCACGGCCACGGUCACGGCCACGGCUACGGUCACGGCUACGGCCACCGGUACGGACGUUCUCUGGGGCACGGUUACCGUUACGGACACCGACACGGACGGUCCGUGAACUACGGCUACGCCAGCCACGGCUACGGUCAUGGUAACCACUACAACGGUCACCACCGCUACGGCCGCUCGGCUCCCUACAGCCACCCUGGCUACGGCUACGGCUACAGCCAUGGCUACGGCUACCUUCACCACCGCUACGCCCGCUCGGCUUCCUACGGCUACUGAGCCACCACGGCUACGGCCACGGCUACGUCGCUGUGAGGAGGCCUGUGUACGGCCCUCACCCGAGCCGCUACCCGCACCAUUAGUGGGAGCUCUCCGGAGUGACGGCUGCUGAACAGUGCUGCUUUGUCUCGCAACAACACGGCCAUGUGGCGGGGAGAUUGUCUCGGGAGAGAAAAUUUUCCCUGCAUACUCAUGGCCUUGUCAUCAAAUACAUACAUGUCUAUGCUACUUCUCAAA